UGUCGUGCUUCCAGACAAAAGCUCCAUUGGGCCGUGCAGCAGAGGGCUGCUGGUUCCCAGAGACCCUCCAGGACGCCCAGUCGCUCUGCCGCCCGCAGCCCAGACACAGCAGCCCCGACACGGACACGGAGCCUCGCCCUGUUGCCCCCUCUGGUCCUCCUCUGGAGCUCCGACCUGUGUGGACUACUAAUGGAUGGGAGGAGGCUGAUCUGAAGAGGAACUCUGCAGAGGAAACAGAAGAACUUUAUCUGUCUGGACCACAGACCUCCAGGACUGGAUGUCCUCAAACAUCAGGCUGUCUGCUCCGUCCGGAAACCCUCCUCAACUUUGCUUCAUGUUCUGGUGAAAUUCUGCAGCUGUGAAGGUAAUCUGAACAUUUUUACUGGAAUUGUUGAAUGAACUGAACCACUGGUCCAGGAUCAGAUUUGCUCGGUGUCGGGAACUUUGCCAACGUCCAGCAGAUCGUUUUGUUCUGGACUUCUGGGACUUUCUGUCAACCCUGCUGGGAUUUACCCCGAGAGGUUCUGGAGGUUCUGGUCUGACCCUGAGAGGUUCUGGUCUGACCCUGAGAGGUUCUGGUCUGACAGGAACCUUCCAGAUGAAGUUCUGCACCAUGUCCUGGUCUCUGGGUUUGGUUUUGCUGCUGUCUCUGAUGUUCUUCACGGCUGCGAAGAGCGUCGGUCAGCCGGACGGUAAGCCGGAGCCUCUUUGGAAGAAAACCCGGGACGCCGAGCAGAGCCUCUCCGUCCCUGAGAUGCUGGACCUGGACGUGGACCGCCACCGCCGGUUGAGCCGCGGCGCCGACGAGGACGAGCAGCAGUCCACCUUCAGCCACUCCUUUGAGAACGACUGGGUCACGGCGCCGCAGGUCACCGAGUUCAGCAACGGGACCAGAGUAGCUUCGGGAAGCGAAGACGUUGUCCGCGGCAACGCCUCUGACCACGAGGCCCCGGGACUCUUCAACCCAUUUUACCCGCUGGUCGAGGGCUCGUACGCCGCCUACGCCGUGCUCUUCCUGGCCGGCCUGGUGCUGGCGGUGGGCGUGGUCGGGAACAUGGCCGUCAUGUGCGUCGUCUGGAACAACUACUACAUGAGAUCUGCCUGGAACUACCUGCUGGCCAGCAUGGCCUUCUGGGACUUCCUGGUCCUGGUGCUGUGCCUUCCUGUGGUGGUCCUCAACCAGCUCUCCCAUAGGAGGAUCCUCGGCGACAUCACCUGCCGCAUGGUGCCUUAUAUGGAGGUCGUGUCUCUGGGCAUCACUUCCUUCACCCUCUGUGCUCUUGGCAUCGAUCGUUUCCACGCCGCCACGUCUUCAUCACAGCCGAAGGCUCGGCGGGUGGAACGCUGCCGCUCGGUGCUACUGAAGCUGCUGCUGGUUUGGCUCGCCGCCCUGCUGCUGUCCAGUCCGGAGAUCUUCCUCUGGCAGCUCAGCCAGGCCGUCUCACCGUCCACCGGCCGGCUGGUCGACUCCUGCACCAUCACACCAUCCUCACCUUUAUCCCUUUACCUGCCCGACUCCCUGCACUCGCUGCUGCUCAGGUACCACCAGGGCCGCAUGUGGUGGUGUUUCGGCUGCUACUUCUGCCUCCCCGUCCUCUUCACCAUCCUCUGCCAGAUGGCCACCCGCAACGUCAACAGCGACUCCAGCUCUGCCCAGAAGAAGCAGCGAAGCCACGACGACCGCUCGUCCAAUCAGAAGCGGCAGCAGCACCAGGCGGUGGAGCGGCAGCUGAACUGCACGCUGCUGGCGCUAGCCGUGGUCUACGGCGUGUGCGCUCUGCCCGAACACGUGUGCAACAUCACGCUGGCCUACACGCACAUCACCGUCUCCGAGGACACCGCCGCCAUGCUGGCACUCUUACAUCACUUCCUGCUGUUCUUCAAGUCAUCGGUGACGCCGGUGCUGCUGCUGUGUCUGUGUAAGGCUCUCGGUCAGGCCUUCAUGGACUGCUGCUGCUGCUGCUGCCAGGAGUGUCAGCCAACCACGGCCCAGGGCUCACCAGGCUCCACCCAGGUCAAACUGAAGGCAGCCAAUGAGACGUCCAUCUUCUUUGACAAGGCUAAAGACACGUCGGCCAUCUUGUCCAUCUCCAGCUAGAGCCAUGAGUCUUCUUCUUCUCUUCCUCCUCAUUAACACAUCAGUUCUUUUCCUCCAAUGUUAGCAUCUCCUCUCCGUCCAGAACACAUCAGGAUCUUUCUUUCUUUCUUUCUUUCUUUCUUUCUUUCUUUCUUUCUUUCUUUCUUUCUUUCUCCUACCAGACUUGUUGUUUGUACGUUGUGGACUCAGUGUUUCCCUCCAGUCUGUGCAGGACUUCCUGUUUAAUCUCUAGACGUUAGAAGAGUUGCUGUUCUUGCACAUCCAGCUGUUGUAGAGCAGGAGGCGAUUCCAGGACUCUCUGGACGGACUCUUCUCCUAGACCUCCUGCUCGGGAUGCAGAGUAGAUGGAAAACCCCGGACGUCCUCUUUCCUCCUUAGGUUGAAGCUGUGAAGCUCAGUGUUUUUAUGUGUUCAAUGGAAACGUAAAUUAAGUGAAUUUAGGGCAACCGUUUCAAUGCAAGACGAGCUGGGUGGAGGAGGGUUCGCUGCUGCUGUUGGACGCUACUUGAAUACAAAGUAGGCUUGAUGUGGGGCCGAUCUUUGGCCAAACUCAUGUUCUGUGUGUUUAAAACAUGGAAAACAUCUUAAAAUGAGUUAGUAGUUACAAUUUGCUCAUGAGUUUGAAUGUUUCACCAUGACAGCUCAGCCCUACAUCGAUCUAUUUCUGGGCUAAACAAACAUUGUGUGAACGAGACAGAAAUACCCUCCAUGAACCUGGCUGAGGAUCUUCAUGGUCCCUGCAGGAAACACAAACUAAAUCCACACAACUUUAAUUAAAAUGUUAAAUUCACCCUUUGAUGCACAACAUGGGUCAAGAGAUUCACAUUUACCAUUGAACAUGGUCACUUUUGACACAUGUUGUGCAUCAAAGGGUUAAAUGAUGGGUUAGGGUUAGGGUCCAGAACAGAUUCCAGACUUUUACCUCGUCUCUAACUUGAGUAUAAACAGUCAAAAAAGACAGUCUGCAGAUUAAACUGGAUUUUUAUUUUGUAUUUGUAGGUAAUGCAUCGGAAAAGUUAAUGGAAACAGCAAAAUUAGAUGAAAGUAGAUCUUCUUCAUGAUAAUUUUACCCUGAUGUCAGUGGUUCUUAGAGAGCUUGGUCGUGAUCAGUUGAUCCACUCUGGAACCAGUUUUCCUGACCAACAGGUAAAUCUUCUGGUUUUCAGAACACAAAGAACUGGUCUGAGGUCAAGCAGCACUCAAACCACAGUGGUGGAAAACAAGUUCAAGAUUCUACCAUGAAACUAAAAUCCUGAGAAGAUUCAGGAAAUCCAUUCCCUGGCAGCUGUUUGAUGACAGUUUAUUAUGCGACAACACUAAAUAAUUUCCAGGUGGACCUCGUUGGUGCAUCUAGUCCAGGAUUUCUGAAGCACAACACAUGCAUAUAAACAGCCAUUGUAAAAUAAUAAAGUUAGAAAACAGGUUUUUCAUCUGCAGGACUAAAUAAUUAAAGUUCCUGUGCUCCUAGACUUCAGGUUCUUGUUUAGCAAAACUGGUUUAUUUCAGGUUUUGAUUUGGAUCUAGAACCAUUCUGAUCAUCUCCACCAAAAAUAAAUAAGAAGCACGUUCAUUUAAAAAGGAAAGUAAUGACGAACAUCUCCAAAUGUUCUUCUUGUCUCAGCCAACCUUGGCAACAGGAUGCUAAAAGCUUUGAAAGCUUUGACAUAAACCAAUCCAUCAUCAGUUAGUAGCUGUCAUGAAGAAGAAUUCAGGUGAGGUUAUUUCUGUCUCUGACUGGCAGCGAUGUUUGACCAGCAGACUCUGGUUGUUCUGAGCAGCUGAAACAUGAACGUUUGAACCGGUAUGAAGGAAAAUCAGGGCGUUGUUGAAGGUUUCUGUGGUUCUGUGAAGGAUGCGGUGCUUAAUGAAGCUACUAAUCCAUCCUAAAACGAUGUUUCUAAAGAUAAGGAAAGUGUUGAAGCAGUGGCUAACAGGACUCGAGCCUUCAGCACUGAGGAGGUCUCCAUGUACAGGAUGUUUAAACUGUAGUUUUAAGACUAUUAAUGUCUUUAACACACUCAGACUGUCAAUCAACUAGAACAAACGAAGCAACUGAAGAUAUGAAUGUAGCUUUUUUAAUGCUAGAUGUAUCACUAAUGACAUCUUUGUAUGAAGGGAAGCCAGGUAGUUUGUUUUUUAUGUCACAACCAUGCCUUUGUAAUGUCACUGUGUUAAAUUACAGCGAGUCAGAGCCGACUGUGCCUUAUUGUCUCCUCAGCCCAGAGUCUGAACCGACAGACUGUAGAACCUAGUCCCACUAACUCCAAUCCUCACUGAGAACAUCCAGACUGCUGCUUCCUGCAUCGACCGACUGUCUGCAGCUCCAACAAGAACCAGGAGGUCAGAUCUUUAAUCACUGAACUGAGCAGGACGAUCACUUUAGAUUAGAAUCCAGAUGAUCAAAAUCACCUAAAUUUAUCCCGAUUUAACAAAAUUCACCAUGCCGUCCAUGAGCCAAGACAUUAUGACUGUUAAUAGGUGACUGAGGUGCGGGUCUGGAUAUAUAAACAGGAAGUGAACAGUCGGUUUUUGGUGCCAACACGUUCGAUGUGAUGACGUGAAACAUUUCCAUAAAGACCAAAACUCCUCCAGAUGUUUGGGUUGAGCUCCUGGUGAGGACAAACCAAGAAGCAGCGUCAGCGUUGGAACAAGAAGAACUCAGAUCCACGAUGGCUUCAGUUGGUAACUUCCAGGACUUUGAAGAUGUUCUGUCUUUGUGUUGGUGUCGGAGUUGAUUUUAAAGAAGCACGAAGGACCUCCAACAGAUGAUCAUAAUGUCUUGGCUCAUGAGGGUGGAAGCUUCUACUAGAAACAACUCGAGGAUGAAUUCAUUUGACAAAUGACUCCUUGUUUCAGAGGAAUCGAGCAGAUCACGUCAUUGAAAGCGCUUUGUCCUGGUUCUGUUGUGGUCUUCGGUGUCAUUCAACUCCAACCUAGUUCUGGUCUCAGAGGGAUCCGGCUGAAGGACUUCUCAAACCAGAACCCACAACAGAUGGUGAAUGACAUCGAGAAUCGCUGCAACAGAGACCUUCAGUGAGGACGAAGAACGUGAUGAGUCGACCAGAAAGACGCAUCAAAGCAGCAGAAUCACCGCCUCGGGUCGGAACAUCGAGGAUAAAAUCAAUGACUUUAUGAGAUGUAGAAGGUCCUGAUUCAGAUCCUGAUUUUAUCCCCAUCAGAUUAAACACCCAACAUCCAUCAACAGGAUGAAAGAGUUUCAGAUGAUGAUGCACUGGGGGCUAAGGCUAGCUGUUCACGCUACAUGGUGUCGCUGUUCACAUCAGCUAGCAGUAAAGUCAGGAGGUUUCUGGAGGAUUUCUCUGGAAAGUAGUUCAGUCCGGAUGAACAUCUUCAACUGAAAAAGGAAAACAUUUGAAUGCAUCAAAAGGUUUGUGGGUAAAUGUUUUCUGAGAACAAAAACGACAAAAUAACAUACUUAAGAACACAAAUGAUUUCUAUUUCCUGGAGCCACUGAUCAAUAAGUUGACUUCCUGUAAAGAGUUUCAUGUUUUCAGUGUUUUAUUGGUUCCAGAUUCUCUUGAUCUGCUGUUUUAAUGUGAUUUAAUCUGUUAAACUCUCAUCUUUGGUAAACAGGAAACAAAACAAUCUCAUUAUCUGAACGUUCAUUUUGCUCAUAAAUCAGGACGCUAAGUUUUAAUGAAUGUGUAAAAUCCAGCUCUUCUAAAGUAAAACAGGUUUGAUGUUUGAUGGAAGGAGGCUGAACUGGGCUUGAGUCAUUUCUUACAAAUUACUGGAUUUUUUUUGAAAAGUGAGCAGUUGAAGCUGGAAAGCAAAGUUUAGUGAUGGAGCUCAAACUUCAUAAAUAUUAGCAAACGUUAGCUCGGAGGCUAAAACACGACUGGGGGGGGGGGGGGGGGGGGGGGGAGAAGGAGGUUUGUUAUUUCAGUGAACCAGUUGUAUCUUUCAUCCAAUCAGUUCUCAUUCUGCAACAACAAAUAAACAUGUUUUAUUCCCA
This is a messenger RNA of Acanthochromis polyacanthus (spiny chromis), 6074 nucleotides long. Its product is annotated as G-protein coupled receptor 37-like 1. The transcript has 4 exons. Gene Ontology annotation, biological process: positive regulation of MAPK cascade; adenylate cyclase-inhibiting G protein-coupled receptor signaling pathway. NCBI's taxonomy places the organism in Eukaryota, Metazoa, Chordata, Actinopteri, Pomacentridae. The record is from RefSeq and is a predicted model, not a curated record. Gene Ontology annotation, molecular function: G protein-coupled peptide receptor activity. Gene Ontology annotation, cellular component: signaling receptor complex; plasma membrane. Bases 599 to 2098 code for a protein of 499 amino acids.